Molecule: messenger RNA, 1498 nt
Organism: Rosa rugosa (rugosa rose)
Lineage: Eukaryota; Viridiplantae; Streptophyta; Magnoliopsida; Rosales; Rosaceae
Product: fructose-1,6-bisphosphatase, cytosolic
Exons: 12
Coding region: 315-1340 (341 amino acids)
Biological process (GO): fructose 1,6-bisphosphate metabolic process; gluconeogenesis; sucrose biosynthetic process
Cellular component (GO): cytoplasm; cytosol
Molecular function (GO): fructose 1,6-bisphosphate 1-phosphatase activity
Source: RefSeq, a predicted model, not a curated record
CUCGUCAGAGCUCCCUGUGAUCGGGAAGCGACAAAAACCUGGUAACCGCCGAAUCAGAAGGAAAACGACGAGAGGGGGUUAUCUGAGUGACAGCCACGAGCUCCCUCACCCAUCCCAAGCCCUCCACGUGUUCUCAGAAACUUCCAUUAGGAGCAGAUUAGGCCUCGAGUUGAGCACCACCACCAUUAUCUAAUCCAAAAACAGAGCAGCAGCUCCCCUGUUUUUUUCUGUAUUGGGUGGCUUUCCUUUUUUGCUUCUUCUUCUUCUUCUGUUUGUCAAGUGCAGAAAGUGUGUUUGGUUUUGGUUGAGGAAAAAUGGAUCAUGAAGCUGAUGCCUACCGUACUGACUUGAUGACCAUGACUCGGUUCGUGCUGAAUGAGCAGUCCAAGUACCCUGAGUCACGAGGAGACUUCACGAUCUUGCUCAGUCAUAUUGUUCUUGGCUGCAAGUUUGUGUGCUCUGCUGUCAAUAAGGCUGGUCUGGCUAAACUUAUUGGCCUUGCUGGAGAGACCAAUGUUCAGGGUGAAGAGCAAAAGAAACUGGAUGUGCUUUCAAAUGAAGUUUUUGUGAAGGCUCUGGUUAGCAGUGGUCGAACUUGUAUCCUUGUUUCGGAGGAAGAUGAAGAUGCCAUAUUUGUGGAGUCAUCAAAGCGCGGAAAGUACUGUGUUGUCUUUGAUCCAUUGGAUGGUUCGUCUAACAUUGAUUGUGGGGUUUCCAUCGGCACGAUAUUUGGGAUUUAUGUGCUUAACGAAGGCAAGGAAGCUUCUCUAGAUGAUGUCUUGCAACCUGGAAAGAAUAUGUUGGCAGCAGGCUAUUGCAUGUACGGAAGUUCUUGCACGUUUGUGUUGACUACUGGAAGUGGAGUUCAUGGUUUCACCCUUGAUCCAUCUCUUGGGGAGUUCAUACUAACUCACCCAGACAUCAAGAUUCCAAAGAAAGGAAAGAUCUAUUCUGUGAACGAAGGGAAUGCUAAGAACUGGGAUGGUCCAACAGCUAAGUAUGUGGAGAAAUGCAAAUUCCCAACAGAUGGUUCUUCACCAAAGUCUCUAAGAUACAUUGGAAGCAUGGUUGCUGAUGUUCACCGCACAUUGCUUUAUGGAGGUAUCUUUUUGUACCCUGCUGAUAAGAAGAGUCCAAACGGAAAACUCCGUGUUCUCUACGAAGUCUUCCCCAUGUCAUUCUUGCUGGAACAGGCGGGAGGUCAGGCCUUCACUGGCAAGGAACGGGCCCUUGACCUGGUUCCAAAGAAGAUACAUGAGCGGUCUCCAAUAUUCCUUGGCAGCUAUGAUGAUGUGGAGGAGAUCAAGGCACUCUACGCUGCUGAAGAAAAGAAGGAAUGAACUUUCAAUUCUGAUUCUCUUAUACGCAUUACAUGACCUGUUAUUGUUGCUUAGCUACUUCCACCUAUUUUAGGAAUCUAUAAUUGGGAGAGUACAAUUUAUUGCUAACUACAUUAACAAGGUUAUAUGCUUAUAAAUAACGCUCUUUGUCAGUCUCA